GGCGCCUCGUUGCUCUGCAUCUCAGAGGCACCACUAAGAAGCGCUGUCGCUCUAGACCCGCCCCGUGCGAGCCGCGCCGCCAGCGACGUCAUCGCAGCCGCAGACAGCCCGGCGCCGCCAUGAUGGGGGUCCUCGCCGAGGGCGCGUAGGUGUCUUCAUAAGAUGCCGGCCCCGCGGCGCGCGGCUCCCCCCCAAGAUGGCGUCCAUGCGAGAGAGCGACACUGGUCUGUGGCUGCACAACAAACUAGGGGCCACAGACGAAUUGUGGGCUCCUCCCAGCAUCGCUUCCCUGCUCACGGCCGCGGUCAUCGACAACAUCCGCCUCUGUUUUCACGGCCUCUCGUCGGCCGUGAAGCUCAAGCUGCUGCUCGGGACGCUGCACCUCCCGCGCCGCACGGUGGACGAGAUGAAGAGUGCGCUGAUGGAGAUCAUCCAGCUCGCCACCCUGGACUCUGACCCUUGGGUUCUCAUGGUUGCUGACAUUCUCAAGUCCUUUCCUGACACAGGAUCACUUAACCUUGACCUUGAGGAGCAAAAUCCCAAUGUUCAAGAUAUUUUAGGAGAACUUAGAGAAAAAGUGAGCGAGUGUGAAGCGUCUGCCAUGCUGCCGCUGGAAUGCCAGUACUUGAACAAAAACGCCCUGACGACCCUUGCUGGACCCCUCACUCCCCCGGUGAAGCAUUUUCAGUUAAAGCGGAAACCCAAGAGUGCCACACUGAGGGCGGAGCUCCUGCAGAAGUCCACAGAGACCGCCCAGCAACUAAAGAGGAGCGCAGGGGUGCCUUUCCACGCCAAGGGCCGGGGGCUGCUUCGGAAGAUGGACACCACAACCCCGCUUAAAGGCAUCCCGAAGCAGGCCCCCUUCAGAAGCCCCACUACGCCCAGCGUCUUCAGCCCUGCUGGAAACCGGACCCCAAUCCCGCCUUCAAGGACACCACUGCGGAAAGAAAGGGGCGUGAAGCUGCUCGAUAUUUCUGAGCUGGAUAUGGUCGGUGCUGGCCGAGAGGCAAAGAGAAGAAGAAAGACUUUAGUAGAUGCAGAAGUGGUGGAAAAGCCAGCCAAGGAGGAGACCGUUGUUGAGAAUGCCACCCCGGACUAUGCAGCAGGCCUGGUGUCCACACAGAAACUUGGGUCUCUGAACAAUGAGCCUGCACUGCCCUCCACAAGUUACCUGCCUUCCACACCUAGUGUGGUUCCAGCUUCCUCCUACAUCCCCAGUUCCGAGACCCCACCAGCCUCAUCUUCCCGAGAAGCCAGCCUGCAGGCCAGCCGGCCGCCUGAGGAGCCCAGUGCCCCGAGCCCUACGCUGCCUGCACAGUUCAAGCAGAGGGCGCCCAUGUACAACAGCAGCCUGAGCCCAGCCACACCCACACCUGCAGCACCCACUUCACCCCUAACACCCACCACGCCCCCAGCUGUUGCCCCUGCUGCCCAGACACCCCCAGUGGCCAUGGUGGCCCCACAGACCCAACCUCCUACCCAGCAGCAGCCUAAGAAGAACCUGUCCCUCACGAGAGAGCAGAUGUUCGCUGCCCAGGAGAUGUUCAAGACUGCCAACAAAGUCACGCGGCCCGAGAAGGCCCUCAUCCUGGGCUUCAUGGCUGGCUCCCGAGAGAACCCAUGCCAAGAACAGGGGGACGUGAUCCAGAUCAAGCUCAGCGAGCACACAGAGGACCUGCCCAAGGCAGACGGCCAGGGCAGCACCACCAUGCUGGUGGACACGGUGUUCGAGAUGAACUAUGCCACGGGCCAGUGGACGCGCUUCAAGAAGUACAAGCCCAUGACCAACGUGUCCUAAGGGCCACCCCAUCCACUACUGGCCCUGACUCUGUGGGCCUCCGGGAGAUGCCAGCUUUCCCAGCUUAGUUGAGCAAUCCAACAGCGGACAGUCAGCGGGACAGGGUCUCUACCCUAGCUCCCCAGCCACUACCAAUGUGCUGCUGAGCCCCAGCCUAUUUAAGUUUUAAAUCCAUUUGUCUGGGGUGUUUUGGGCUUAUUUUUAAAAUUUUAACAUGGGUUACUUUUUGUGUGAUUUAAGAUACUUUUUUGGAUUCAAUAUUACAUUUUUGAAUGUUAAAGUUAACCAAAAAAGUUCUAACUUUAGUGACAGCUCUGCCUGUUAAGACUUUCACCUUUUUUAUUUUUUUCUUAAAGAAAUUCCACUGACCACAAGUGAGGGCUUUUCCUUGCUAGUGCAGUGCCCUCCCAACAAGGUUGAGGGGACCAAAGGUGACCUGCUGAUGCAGGGGAUGGGGUAGGGACAGCCCCAAUAUCAGAGAAUGGAGGCGAUGGGCGUUGUCCACUGCCAAAGCCUGCCCAGGAAUUUUGUAUUUACUUUUUGUACAGUUGUGGACCUUUAAGACCAGUCUUUGAGUAUUAUCUAUUUUCAUUGUAAAAGUAUCUGAAUAAUUAAAGUUUAGCUUUUCUAAAGAAAGCCCCCGGAGCUGUGUUUUGGGCCAGGUCAUCCUCCUUGCUCCGGGGGGAGGAGGGGGUUGGGGGGGGCAGCUCCUACUUAGGUGCUGCCAGGACUUUGGGGGUGGAAAGGCAGCCAGGGCUAGGAGAGUCCAAGGACACCUAUGACAGGGCGGGCAGCAGGGCCAGCGUGAAAGAAGGUCAUCACACUGGGGGCCGAGGACAAAGACUCAUUAGAGAGCUGUGGACCAACUGCAAGGCCAGGAAAAGUCAGCAGUUCCUACUCCUAGCCAUUUUGCCUUUAAUGGGAAUUUAUGGACUAAAUUAUUUUUAACAGGAAAACGUUCUUCCAAAAUCAGAAUUACCCCUAUUUUCAUUAUCUGUUUUAUUUCCAAAAUCUGUGUUAGCUUAUCCCUGGUGCAUACAACGUGAACCCUCCCAAGGGAGGGGAGUGUCAGCACUAUGCUAGGUGACAGAAUGCAAAGAAACUGGGAAAAUCGAAUGAAAACAAAACACAAUCCCAUAUAAAAUAAGUAUAAGAAAAAAAGCCUUUAAAAACUUUUUAAUACAAAAAUAUUCAUACACAAUUUUCCAAACACAACUUUCCACAUUAAAUGCUAUUCCCCCCCCACUGGCAAUUCCCAAAUCUAUAUUUCAGUAUAUUUCCCCUAAAAGUGAAUUUCAAGUUCAAGUCUAACUAUCAAACCUGGUGAUAGCACCCAGUCCUCAAAAGAACUUGGCCUUAUAUUGUAUGAAGUUUAGACACCAAUAGGCACAUUUAAAUUUAUAUUUAAUUUGUGACAGGGCAUUUCACAUCUCAACAGGGUACGGUGACACCAUGACGCCCAAUGGACACAGCAUUUUACUCUACUAACAGUCAUCAACUACUUUUCUUAUAAAUCAAGAUAUUUGGCAACUGACAGUUGUUUGCACUAAGUUUAAUUAAAACAGGGUUACCUUGAAUUCUUGAAAAUAAGGUAGUUGUGGGAGAUGGAUACCAUGCACACCAUGGAUCAGAUGUCAAGACACUUUGGAGGUGUCAAAACACAAAUCUGAGUGCACAAGACAGGUGGGGAGGGGGGGGUGGCUGGGCAGAUAACCAUCAGGUUCAGGAGGGUCUUUCCCCAGAGGACCGGACAAGCAGGUUCUCACCACUUUAGGCGCCAGAUACACUCCCCCCCCCAAGUGACCAAGGUCUCUACCUGCCCUUAUGGACACAUCCCUGUGACUCCAUGCACAGUGCAUUCCUGUGCUGGUAUGGACAUACCAGCUGUGCACAACACAGGGCUGUUGCCUGACCCUGUGCAAGGAGACAGGCUCAGGUACAUAUGCUGAUUGGUUCCGAUGCCAAGGAAUCCAGAAAUGUUGACAGUUGCCAUUUGUUUUGCUUCACAAUUCUUCACAUUAAUGGUAAAAGGAUUGAAGCUGAUAUUCAGAAAGUUACUACAUCCUCAAAAACAAAUCUUCCCCCAAGACUCUUAGGAAAAAAUUAGGCAGGUCCAAGCACCACCACAUGCACGGUCAUGGCUGUGUGCCUUGUCAGCCCCCAGGGAGGAAAGCCCUUCAAGCCUGGAGCCGCUACUUUAAAGCCUUGUUUUACUCAGAUUUAUAAACUGGUGUUGUAACGGUCUUCAGUUAGUGUUAUUCGCUCAUUAGUUUUAACAGUUUUUGAAAAGGGUACCAUAUUUUAAAUUUUUGCAGUAUUUCCUUCAGAAAGGUAAAAUAAUUUGGAAGUGAUAUCAAAGUGACUACUGUCAAAUAAAAAAAAUAAGUUAAUCUGCUCCCCAAAGUGCACUACAAGGCCAAUUCUGAUGUUGUGACUUAUAUAGAAGUCUUUUCACUGGCAGGAAGAGAUCUUGUAGAAAGUGACAUCAGCCUGCACUUAUCAGAGAAGCCCGAGGACCUUGGGCUCUAAAGGGCAAGGCCAUGUGCAUGCUGGGAUGCCGCCCAGCCAUCACUGGAACCUCCUUUCAAGUAAGGGCAUAUGGAGUAUGAGUUUAUAUGAACCAAUCCAGUAUUUUCGGAAAAAGAGUUCAAAACUGAAGGAAAAAAAAAAAAA
This is a messenger RNA of Tupaia belangeri chinensis (Chinese tree shrew), 4471 nucleotides long. It is a transcript of the gene NELFA, whose product is annotated as negative elongation factor complex member A. Bases 197 to 1798 code for a protein of 533 amino acids. The transcript has 11 exons. The record is from RefSeq and is a predicted model, not a curated record. Gene Ontology annotation, biological process: negative regulation of transcription elongation by RNA polymerase II. Lineage: Eukaryota; Metazoa; Chordata; Mammalia; Scandentia; Tupaiidae. Gene Ontology annotation, cellular component: NELF complex.